Messenger RNA from Puntigrus tetrazona (Sumatra barb), 779 nucleotides. It is a transcript of the gene tnnc1b, whose product is annotated as troponin C type 1b (slow). Bases 156 to 641 code for a protein of 161 amino acids. The record is from RefSeq and is a predicted model, not a curated record. The transcript has 6 exons. Lineage: Eukaryota; Metazoa; Chordata; Actinopteri; Cypriniformes; Cyprinidae. Gene Ontology annotation, molecular function: calcium ion binding. Gene Ontology annotation, cellular component: myosin II complex.
UCCAUUCCAUCCAUAAAGGCCAAGGCAGGUGGCUCUGGGACUCUUCGUCCUGUGUCUGCUGUGAAGAGAGGAGUGCUGGGUGGGCUUCAGUGCUGGAUUACCUUUGAGGAGUUUACAGAGAAUUUCAUAAAGGAAACCUUAAUCCCAGGACAGUCAUGGAUGACGUAUAUAAAGCAGCGGUAGAGAACUUGACAGAAGAACAAAAAAAUGAGUUCCGUGCUGCGUUCGACAUCUUCGUCCAGGACGCUGAGGAUGGCUGUAUCAGCACUAAGGAGUUGGGCAAGGUGAUGAGGAUGCUGGGCCAGAACCCCACUCAAGAAGAGCUGCAGGAAAUGGUAGAUGAAGUAGAUGAGGAUGGAAGCGGGACGGUUGACUUUGAUGAGUUCCUGGUGAUGAUGGUGCGCUGCAUGAAAGAGGAGAGCAAAGGAAAAUCAGAAGAAGAGCUGGCUGAAGUUUUCCGCAUGUUUGACAAGAAUGGAGAUGGCUACAUUGACUUAGAUGAGCUGAAGAACAUGCUGGAAUCGACAGGUGAGGCCAUCACCGAGGACGACAUUGAGGAGCUGAUGAAGGACGGAGACAAAAACAACGACGGCAAGAUCGAUUACGACGAGUUCCUGGAAUUCAUGAAGGGUGUCGAAUAAAACUCCCGCCAAACAGAUUCAGAACCGCAAAAAGAAACCUGUCACUUCAUUCCCUGACUUCACCACACUCGAUUGAGAAGCACAGAAAAUGAUUUUGUAUUUCUUUAAUUUGCUGAAAUAAAUAAAUGGUGUCAUGUA